AUGAACAAUCCCGAUAACAAGGAUUUUCGCGACCAGCUGGGCAAGUUCCGUUUGGAGUCAACCUCCAUGACUGGGCCAACCCCGGCCUGGUCGCACGCGCCCGACUCUUCCACCUCAACCCCGGAUCUUUCCCAUGCCAAUUCUCACUCUGCCGCCGCCCGCAGCAAACGAGUCUCCACCGCCUGUGACUUUUGUCGCAAACGAAAGAAAAAGUGCGAUUUUCGUUAUCCGAAUUGCUCCGCUUGUACACGCGCCGGCGUUCGUUGUACCAUCCCCCCGCCGGGUCCGCAAGUCGCCAGUGCCUCCGUCCCCCGCGAUCAGCUCGAAAACCUACAAAAGAGAGUCCAAUGGCUGGAGGAAGUGGUCCAUCGCAAGUCUGGCAUCUCGGUCGCCGACCUUGUCACAGGAACCCCCGUCGAUGGCGAAGGUGACCCAGAUUGGUGGUAUCAAGUGCCCGCCAUGAUUGCGACCGGUGGGAAUCGUCCGCGCACAUCCUCCAUGUCCAGUCCGAAUGGUAGUCGAGGUUCGUCCGUGACCACCGUCCCCGCCGGCUCUGAAACAUCGACCGGCGUCGGCGCAGAAUUACCCAAUGUGGGUGAGAUCUUUCGUGACCAGCUUGAGCAUCGUCGUCCAUCCGUCGCCCGACCGGCCUCGGCACCGCGAGUGCUGCGCCUGUCUUCGCUGGAGGAAGCAGAACGACUAGCCGAUCAGUACUUCGAGAGCAUGGGUUAUCAGUACCCGUUUAUGUCCCGCCCCGAGUUCAUGGCCCAGCUGCGACACAUCUAUACCGGAGGGGUGCCGUCGCCCGAGGUGCACAACGCAUACCAUGUCAUUAUCGCCAUUUCGCUAUUGAUCGGAUCGGCAGAUGCCACAAGAGCCGCAGAAUUCUAUAAUGCCAGUCAAGAGACAUUGCCAUUGGCCCUGCAGAAUGAAGAUCUACCCGCAGUUCGGGCGUUGCUAGGUAUUGCGCUCUACACCAUGUUUGCGACCUCCGGUCCAAGUAUCUGGCAUGUCUUGGGCGCCACCAUGCGCCUCUCCAUUAGUAUGGGUCUGCAUAAGGAUCGGGCCCACUCUAGUAUGGUAGAGGAGGAAAUGGCCAAACGGGCGUUCUGGAGCUUGUACAAUCUGGAUCGUCUCAUCGCCAGCACUCUGGGCCGACCGCUGGGGAUUGCCGAUGAAGAUAUCAGUGUGAGCCUUCCCAGGGAACUCAAUGAUGAUGGGAUGGAGGCCCCAGGAACAAGCGCCAUGACAAUACCGGUCCAGGUGAUACGUCUCCGCCGGAUUUUCUCGCGCAUUUAUCGAUACCUUUACAGCAACUUAUCACGACCAUCGCCCCAGGAAGUGGCGACUACGUUAGGUCAAUUUCGCCGAGAGGUCGACGACUGGCGCAUGUCCGCCCCAGUCUACCCUUCUGCUUUACUCUACUCUACUUCGUAUUAUGACUAUCUGUAUUAUACCACACUUCUCUUGAUGUAUCGCCCGAGUGCUCGCAACCCGACACCCGAUCUAACCAGCAUUGUCAGCUGCGGCGAUUCCAGCAUCCAGGUCAUUCGAUCUUAUUGGGACAGUUACUCGGUGGGGAAGCUGAAGUGGAUCUGGCUCACACUGAGCCAGGUCUACUUUGCCGGGAUCACGAUCCUUUGGUGUCUCGAACAGAACGCGCGCUCGCUCCGCGAAUCUCAACCCGCGCCUUGGCAUCCGGACGAGCAAAUGAUGCGUCGCGGGAUCCAAGCGGUGGUGGUUCUACUGGAGGAGUUCGGAAAACGGCGAGCGGGCGUGGACCGACUGGCGGAGACCUUCCGACACCAGAGCACGAUGAUUUUUAGUCAGAUGGCCUAUCAGCAACAACAGCAACAGCAACAGCAGUUGGAACAGCAGCUAGAGCAAAAGCCACUGCCGCCACAACCCCCACCACAGGCAUACCCACCGGUUUUGAUGAACCAAGCGGCAGCCCCAUUAGCACCGCCCCCAGGGCCAUCAGUGCCUUUGGCCCCCGUUCUGGACGAUGUCUUGCUGGUUGACGGCAGCGGAGGCAUGCCCAUGAUCGAUCCGCAGAUGGCGGAUCAACUGUAUUAUUCGUACAACUGGUUCCAGGAGGAAAUGGCGAGUUACUAUACCCUUUGA
This is a messenger RNA of Penicillium manginii, 2124 nucleotides long. RefSeq names its product putative C6 transcription factor. The coding region runs from base 1 to 2124 and encodes 707 amino acids. The transcript is spliced from 2 exons. NCBI's taxonomy places the organism in Eukaryota, Fungi, Ascomycota, Eurotiomycetes, Eurotiales, Aspergillaceae. Gene Ontology annotation, biological process: positive regulation of transcription by RNA polymerase II; DNA-templated transcription. Gene Ontology annotation, molecular function: sequence-specific DNA binding; DNA-binding transcription factor activity, RNA polymerase II-specific; zinc ion binding. The record is from RefSeq and is a predicted model, not a curated record.